UUUAAGCUGUAGCUUAUUCCUGAUAUAGUUAUUUAUAAUGUGGCGCGUUAUUAUACUCAUUGCCGUUUCAGUGGCAGGUGUAACAACGAAAAGUUGCGUCAAACGUAGAUCGGAAUCCACCGGAGAUGAAGAUGGGCAUUAUUGUGUCUGUAAUGCAACGUAUUGCGAUACAACUCCGCAUGUGUUCAAACCGCGCAAUCUCGAAAGAUAUUUUCUAAUAACAUCAAACAAAGAUGGACUACGAUUUCAUGUAUCAAGCAACAUAUUUAGAAAUUUUACUCCAAAUGAUUUUUCAUCGGGGAAAAUCAGCGUAAAUCGGAGACAAAGAUAUCAGGACAUCAUCGGCUUUGGAGGAGCGCUGACUGACUCAGCAAGCUUCAAUAUCUUCAGUUUGUCAAAACAUGCUAAUAAUAAUUUAAUGAAGAGUUACUUUGGACCAGGCGGUAUCGAAUACAGUAUGAUCAGAAUGCCAAUGGCAUGUUCGGAUUUCUCAUGGAGACCUUAUAGCUACUUGAUGGACAAUGAUACUUCCCUUUCCAAUUUCUCUUUAACGAGGGAAGAUAAUUUUUACAAGAUACCGAUAGUAAAGAAAGCUUUACGGAUGAGAAAUGGCAAAAUAAAAUUGUUGACACUGCCGUGGUCCCCAAGUUCUUGGAUGAAAACGGAUAACACUACUCUAAAUGAGAAUUCGUUACGCCCGGAAUAUCGGAGAGUAUGGGCAGAUUAUUUCGUAAAAUAUCUUGAGGCUUAUCAAAAUAAUAGUAUAGAAUUUUGGGCUUUGUCAAUUCAAAAUGAGCCAGCCAGUUAUCUCUAUACUCCCUUCGAAAUCUACGGACUACGUAUGACUUCCAAGGCACAAGCCAAUUUUCUCGUCAACUAUCUAUCGCCUGCUCUAAAGAAAGCGGGAUUCGGGCAUAUUAAGAUCCUCAUAGGAGAAGAACAGAGACAAUUCUUUCCUGAGUGGGCAGAAGUGAUAUUUCAGAACCAAAAGGCCAGAAACGAGACUUAUGGAAUCGCUGUCCAUUGGUACUACGAUCAUCUUUAUAGUCCAAAUAUCCUGGAUAAAACAAAAGAACUCUUUCCGGAAAAAUAUAUAUUAUAUACAGAAGCGUGCACCGGACUUCUUUUUCACAAUUAUGAUAAACGAGUAGUUCUGGGGUCAUGGUUACGCGGUGAGAGAUAUGCACAAAAUAUCAUCGAAACUACGACACAUUUUGCGUCUAGUUGGAUAGACUGGAACAUCGCUCUAGACUUGACUGGUGGACCGAAUUGGCAGUCAAAUUUUGUUGAUUCGCCGAUAAUUGUCAACGCGAGCGCCGAUGAAUUUUACAAGCAGCCGAUGUUCUACGUGCUUGGACACUUUUCAAAAUAUGUUCCACCGGGUAGCGUGCGAAUUAGUUCAACUUUGGCAAGAAGUGAGGGAAUUGACAGCGUCGCAUUUUUCACACCCGACAAUGCUACUGUGUUGGUGAUUUUAAAUCGGAAUGAGGUAAACAAGAAAAUUUUGAUCGAAGAUUUCGAUAAAGGGACAAUAAAGAUAAAUGUCACUGCAAAGUCUAUAAAUACCAUAAAAUAUUGGUAAAUAAGAUAUAAACAUACUGUAGCAAUUGUAGUAGUGUAGCAGUCGUUAUAAGUGUACACUCGGGAAACGUGAAGUCUGAAAUGCAACUUGUGGAGUCGAGAGAAACGCUUCCCCUUCCACGCAUCAAUCCCCUUCAGUCGUGAUCAUUCGAUUAGGCGUCAAUUAAAGGAAAGAACUAUAUUGAUGUUUUUUCUUCAAUGUUUACAAAUCAUGAGUCUAAGUAAGUGCCUAAACCGCGAAAUUUGCGGCGCGAAAUCAAACAAUGCAAUCUUUGAUCUCGCGCUUUGUAAACACAGAAGAGAAAACAUCAAUAUGAUUCGAGCUUUCUUUUCUUUGACGUUCAACUGAAUGAUUACGACUGUAGAAGAAUGCCUCAUAGAAGAAUAAUUAAAGAAGUUCCCCCGGCUCGGCUAAUUGUACUUUAGACUUCAUAUUUCCUGAGUGUAUAUUUAAACGAAUACGGGUUCAUUGUUAUUUAAAACUUAUUUAUCUGUAACUUAUUUGUGUAUGUGUGUGUUUUAUAUUAAACUUUGUUACUAUA
Messenger RNA from Odontomachus brunneus, 2123 nucleotides. RefSeq names its product lysosomal acid glucosylceramidase-like. Gene Ontology annotation, biological process: glucosylceramide catabolic process. Bases 38 to 1582 code for a protein of 514 amino acids. NCBI's taxonomy places the organism in Eukaryota, Metazoa, Arthropoda, Insecta, Hymenoptera, Formicidae. The record is from RefSeq and is a predicted model, not a curated record. The transcript has 9 exons. Gene Ontology annotation, molecular function: glucosylceramidase activity.